Sycon ciliatum is the source of this 6999-nucleotide messenger RNA. RefSeq names its product mucin-2-like. Bases 1 to 6348 code for a protein of 2115 amino acids. Lineage: Eukaryota; Metazoa; Porifera; Calcarea; Leucosolenida; Sycettidae. The transcript has 18 exons. The record is from RefSeq and is a predicted model, not a curated record.
AUGUCAGCAACUACAACAGCCACAACCGCAGCAACCACACCUCCAUCAACCGCACCUGCAGCACCCUCAACUCUAGCAACCACAAUCCCAGCACCCACAACCAUAGCAACCACAAUCCCAGCACCCACAACCGCAGCAACCACAAUCCCAGCAACCACAACCGCAGGACCCACAACCGCAGCAACCACAAUCCCAGCAACCACAACCGCAGGACCCACAACCGCAGGACCCACAACCGCAGGACCCACAACCGCAUCACUCACAACCGCAGCACUCACAACCGCAGGACUCACAACCGCAGGACCCACAACUGCAGGACCCACAACCGCAGGACCAACAACCGCAGCACCCACAACCGCAGCACCCACAACCGCAGCACUCACAACCACAGGACCCACAACCCCAGGACCCACAACCCAAGGACCCACAACCGCAGGACCCACAACCGCAGGACCCACAACCGCAGGACCCACAACCGCAGGACCCACAACCGCAUCACUCACAACCGCAGCACUCACAACCGCAGGACUCACAACCGCAGGACUCACAACCGCAGGACCCACAACCGCAGGACCCACAACCGCAGCACCCACAACCGCAGCACCCACAACCGCAGAACUCACAACCGCAGGACCCACAACCGCAGGACCCACAACUGCAGGACCCACAACUGCAGGACCCACAACCGCAGGACCAACAACUGCAGGACCCACAACCGCAGCACCCACAACCGCAGCACCCACAACCGCAGAACUCACAACCGCAGGACCCACAACCGCAGGACCCACAACUGCAGGACCCACAACCGCAGGACCAACAACCGCAGCACCCACAACCGCAGCACCCACAACCGCAGCACACACAACCACAGGACCCACAACCCCAGGACCCACAACCCCAGGACCCACAACCGCAGGACCCACAACCGCAGGACCCACAACCGCAGGACCCACAACUGCAGGACCCACAACCGCACCCACAACCGCAGCACUCGCAACCACAGGACCCACAACCCCAGGACCCACAACCCCAGGACCCACAACCCCAGGACCCACAACCGCAGGACCCACAACCGCAGGACCCACAACCGCAGGACCCACAACCGCAGGACCCACAACUGCAGGACCCACAACCGCAGCACCCACAACCGCAGCACCCACAACCGCAGCACUCACAACCACAGGACCCACAACCCCAGGACCCACAACCCCAGGACCCACAACCGCAGGACCCACAACCGCAGGACCCACAACCGCAGGACCCACAACCGCAGGACCCACAACCGCAGGACCCACAACUGCAGGACCCACAACCGCAGGACCAACAACCGCAGCACUCACAACCGCAGGACCCACAACCCCAGGACCCACAACCCCAGGACCCACAACCGCAGGACCCACAACCGCAGGACCCACAACCGCAGGACCCACAACCGCAGCACCCUCAACCGCAGCACCCUCGACCGCAGGACCCACAACCGCAGCACCCACAACAGCAUCACCCACACCUGCAGGACGCACAACCACAGGACCCACAACCGCAGUACCCACACCUGUAGCACCCUCAACCGCAUCACCCAAUACUGCAGAACCAAAAACCGCUGAACCGACAACCACAUCACCCUCAACUGCAGCACCCACCACCCCAGCACCCACAACCCGAGCACCCACCACUGCAGCACCCACAGCUGCAGCACCCACAACUUCAGCAACCACAACUUCAGCAACCACAACUGCAACACCCACAACUUCAGCAACCACAACUUCAGCAACCACAACUGCAACACCAACAACCCCAGCAAGGACAACCCCAGCACCCACAACCACAUCUCCCACAACAGUGAUAUCCACAUUGCCGUCAAGUAUGACAACAAUGUGUGACUCACAAACGCAAGAUGGUGGUUGUGGCUUCCUGGACUUCACAAGCAGAUGGAGCAAGGGCAGUGGCAUGAAUUCUGGUGUAAGCCAGUUGAGUGGUGGAUUCACAGGCGUGGAGACUAUCUACUUUGCCUCUCCGCAAGGUGCACCUGUGCCCAAUCUCUCCGGUUAUGUGUUCAACUUGCCAUGUACAGUCAGGCUGGUAUUGCAGCAAAAUGCAUCCGGUGCGUGCAUGGCUGCUUCACUAAAUUCCCUGCCUUCAUUCAGUGUUGCUGGUGGACUCUGUUCUCCAUCUAUAUCAGUACUUCAAGCUGAUGUAACGGACAGUCUAUUUAGAGCUAAUCAAGUUCAGCUGGGAGGAAGCAGUGACCCAGUAGAUGUCAUUCAUUUGCUCAAUGUAACAUCACUCGCAGCUGGAAACACUCUAAAUCUGUGGAAUGCUACAUCAUCAUGCAAAGUCACAAAUGAAACUUUGGUACCAACAACCCAAGCCGCAAUGACUCAAGGACCAACAACGCAAUCACCAACAACUCAAAUACCCACAACACAAGCACCAUCAACCCAAGCGCCAACAACCCAAGCACAAACAACACCAGCACAAACAACACAAGCCGCAAGUCCAACAACACAGCCACCAUCAACACAAUCACCAACAACACAAGCACCAACAACUCAAGCACCAACAACUCAAGCACCAACAACACAAUCACCAACAACUCAAGCACCAACAACUCGAGCACCGACAACACAAGCACCAACAACUCAAGCACCAACAACUCAAGCACCAACAACACAAGCACCAACAACUCAAGCACCAACAACACAAGCACCAACAACGCAAGCACCAACAACUCAAGCACCAACAACUCAAGCACCAACAACACAAGCGCCAACAACCGAAUUGCCAACAACUCAAGUUCCAACAACCCAAGCUCCAACAACUGGAGCUGCAACAACCCAGUCUUCCACAACCAAUGAUAGAGCAACCCCUCUGGGAACUGCUCAACCACCAACAUCGGUACCUUCCGGUAUAACAUUCACAUGUGAUGCACAAGACGAUAGCUGCAUAUUCCUCAACUUUACCAGUGGCUGGACAAAGGAAAUUGGCAUGAAUUCUGGUUUAAGUCAGCUGAAUGGUGGGAUAAGCGGAACGAUGAACACAGAGACGAUCUUCUUUUCUCCCCCGGAUGGUGUACCGGCACCUGGCUACCCAGGCUUUGUCUUCAACCUGCCCUGCACAGUUCAGUUGACCUUGCAACAAAGUGCCACUAGCUGCACAAAUGCGCCUUUGCAGCAUCUUCCACCAUUUAGUCUAUCUGGUAGUCCAUGCACUGCAGCAGUGCUGACAGCUGUUGUCACCAACAAACUAUUUCAAGCAAACCGCAUCACACUGGCUGGAGGUAGUACACCUAUAGGUGUCAUUCGACUGCUCAAUGUAACAUCGCUUGCCAUGGAAAACACUCUAACUCUGCUGAAUGCCUCGUCUUCAUGCAGUGUGGUUAGAGAGACUACAACAGUGAUAUACUACUCCUGUUCAGGAGAGCAGAAUGCAACAUCAUUUACGUACACGUGCAGUAGUGCUGAUGGUCCAUGUCACAUUCCGCUGAAAUGUACAAACGUUACAUCAUGCCGGAGCAAUGGAACUCAAGGAUAUAGUUUUGACAUACUGUUCCAGUGUCCAGUGACUGGCAGGAACAUGACAGCACAAUGUAGAAAUGAAAGCAGCCCAAUAGCUGGUGGCUCUGGUUUUGGCUGUAGUAAUGAACCACCAACACUGCCUAGCGGAUGUGCUGCUGCAUCACUGCCCCGUCUUAACAGCAAUUCUGGAAAUUUGUCUCAACUCAAUGGAAGUCAUGUGAAUAUCACGUGUUACAAGAAUUUUAGAUGUCUUGGUCGGGAAUCCGUGGUUGUGUCAUGUGCGGAGUUUCAAGGAAAUUGCUGUCAGCCAUUGCUAUGUUCAAUUCUCCGUCCGCUGUCCAAUGGUGCCUAUGCACCAGCAAUGUUCUCAAGGCGUGUGGGUAGCUCUGUCACAGUACAAUGUGUGAGUGGAUACCGGGUAUCAUUCCUGUCAGCACUGCCUCCAGAUCCACCAACAACUAGUAUCAACCUUACUUGCUUGGAAUCAGGCAGUUGGUCAUCGUCUGAUCCUAUUUGUCAGGUUAUUGAUUGUGGAACACCACAGAAUCAAACAUUGUCAGUGCCUGGGGAAAUGUACGCCACAUCAUUGUCAUCAAGUGGAAGUUCCAGCCUGGGCAGUGUCAUGAUGUAUGAGUGCCCGCAGAGCUUGGUAAUCAAAGGAAGCCAACCAGCAGUGAACAGAAGUAGCAUAACAUGUCAACUGAGUGGUAAUUGGACAGGUGCAGUGCCAAUAUGUAAUGAUAUAUCCUCUCCCACUGUAGCGGCAACAACACAAUCAACCACACAACAAACUACACCAACAGCAACGGCAAUGGCAACAGCACAGACAACCCAGGUAUCAACCACAUCACCUCCCACAUCACAAGCUGCUACCACAGUGGCACAGACCACGCAAAGACAAACAACAGCAGGAGGAAUGACAACGCAACUAUCCACAACCCUGGCACCAACAACUCGAGCAUCCACGACCCAGGCACCAACAACUCUAGCUCUCACAACACAGGUAUCAACUAUGCAAGUGUCCACAACACGAGCAACGCAAGCACUGAGGACUAUUCUGCCACGCACAGCUACAGCUCAAACAUCACGACCCGGCACAGGAACACAAGGUCGAACAGCUCAAACACAGUCAACUGGAUCAGCAUCAACUUCAUCCUCAGCAUCAUCUCUUCCAGCAUCAACCUCCACAAUGGAAGUUCAAACAUCCGUAGGAGUAGUGGGGCCUGCUGCAAGUUCAGGAAACACAUUGGCAAUAGGAGUAGGAGCAGGUGUUGGUGGAGUACUGCUGGUGUUGGUCAUUAUCAUCAUUCUGAUUGUCCUGAUCAGGAGAAGGACCGGAGGUGGAAAUGAAUCCGCAGUGGCAGGUGGGAAGAGCACAUCGCCAAGCAUCAGAAGUAGCUUCUCCUCAAUCAAAGCUAGAGACAACUAUGACCAGGUGGUUCUGUCGAAUUAUUCAACUGUAAGGGAAGAAGAAGAAGGUAGACGACCUAUGAAAAAUGCCCUGUCUAAUCAACCAACAUUGGAGAUGGUGGAAUCUACCUUCUCACCGGGCUCCCAAGAGACCAGAAGUGGCAGUGCAGGUGACAAAUUCGCCACAACAAUAUUGUAUCAUGAUAUAGGUCCAGCAUCUGUUGAGAAGAAUACACCAUAUUACUCACCUAUUGCGGCAGUGAGCGGGACGUCAUCAACCGAAACAACUUCAAAUCCUUCGGCGUUAAUGGGUGCACCUGCAUACGAGGAGAUGGCUCCAAUAGGCAAGACAGAGGAACAGAAUACAUCACAAGUUGCUGCUUCAGUGCCUCCAGCAUUAGUGGGCGCAUAUGCGUACGAGGAGAUGGCUCCAUUGGGAAAGAAGAAGGAACAGAAUGCCGUUGAUGCUGCAGUGUCUCCAGCAUUAAUGGGUGCAUCCGUAUACGAAGAGAUGGCUCCAUUAGGCAAGAAGGAGGAACAGGAUACAUCACAAGUUGCUGCUCCAACGUCUACCAAUAUGUACCAACCACUGGGUCCUGCUGGCGCGACAGAGCAAUACCAAAGUAUAACUCCUGCCCAGGAUGAGAGAGUACCUACUGAGAGCAUGACGUCAUCCAAGCCUACAUCCAUGUAUGAAGAGGCCGCACCAGCAAGCAGGAUAGAGCAAUACGAAACACUCAUUCCUGACGUUCAACGAAAGAACAUGGACAACAGGAUACCAUACUCUACACCAAUGCCUGCAAACACUGCCAGUGUGUAUCAAACAGUGGGAGAUGGAAGUCAGAAGGAGCAAUACCAAUCACUCAUGCCAGAUGUACGCAGGUCAGUAACAGACAAUGCUUCCAGCAGUGUACCUACAGCAUCGACUGUUUACCAGGAUUUGAACGUAAUGAGCAAACAGGGACAAUACCAAUCACCAACUCCUCCACGAUUGAGAAAGCCGUCGCAUGAUCAAGCAGGGAGUUCAUCGCCGCCUGCGUCUGGAGGUGCUUCCGACCGCUUACCAAGAUCCACACAGUCCAAGCAAGUGUCUGCACAAGCCCAGAGAAGCAAGUUGGCACAAUAUACUCAAGAAGUUAGGGCAGUGUCUCUUUCCUCUGCAACUAACCAGCCACCCAACAGGGGGUCCCGUGUUCAAGGCAAUGCCUCACCAGCAAACCCUGGGAGCACUGUCUAUCAAGCUCUAGGAACAGAACCCCAGGAACACCUGUAUGAAUCGUCUAUAGUUCCCAAGCCCAGCAACACAACACAGGAAGCUGGUCUUGCAGCGGCGCCCACAGGUGAUUACCAAGCAAUAUUGGCAGCAUACGUGCAAACGUCUGAUUACGAGCAGCCACAGAAGCACGAGAAAUCACCAUCAUGAAUACAGUGUGUUAUCCUGUUGUUUGCAAUGAAUGAACUAUUGGCAUGAACUGUGUAUGACACACACACAGUGGCAAUCUCAUAAUAUCACUAUCAGUUUGUGAUUGUUGCUAGUCUGCACAUGGCAAAGCUGGAUAGAUACCCCGCAAUUCUAUUGAUGAAGAAGUGUAGGGAUAGUGCUACAAGUACAACUGACGUUUUGAUAGAACACAAUUUUAAAUGCUUUGGUGUGAACUAAAACUGGCUUCUUCAUCGUGCGAAUAUUGACCAGAAUAUGGUGAUUGCUUGUACGAGAGCGCUACACAGUCAACUAACAGCUUUUUUUCCAAUUACUAUUUGCGGAUUUAUGUUGUGGGCUAUUCACAUAAUAUUCUGAAAUUAAGCCCUGAGGUAAUUUUGAUAUCAUCUUUUUACUCCUCUUAUUUCAUAGCCUGAUAUACAUGGAUUUCAAUCAUAAAAAUAUCUAGUAAUAAUACUUCCGAAAGAAGGGUCAGUCACCCCUCAUCAGAAUGAUUCCCUUUGCUUUCCUUUAGUAAAUUAGUAUCACCUCAGUAGCCUAAUCUCCUGUAUACCAUUCAUUUCCGUAUGUUUCGUUGUGCGGACAAGCAGUUUCUUGUGACCGACUUGAAGGAAAACUAUCUAGCUUACAAUA